GGAAGUUGGCCCUCAGCCCACCGGAAACGGUUGGAAACCAAGAUGCUAAAGUCUCCCCUCCCAGAGUUGUGAGCAGGAGGGCUUUGUGUUAGUUUGUCAUGUGUUAGUUUGUCUUGUUCUGCCCAGAAGGACAUCUCGCCGAGUGGGAGCCAUGGAAGAAGACAUCCUGACCACGCUGAAGAUCUUAAUCAUCGGAGAAAGCGGCGUGGGCAAGUCCAGCCUCCUCCUCAGAUUCACAGAUGACACAUUCGAUCCAGAGCAAGCCGCCACAAUAGGUGUUGACUUCAAAGUGAAGACCAUCUCUGUAGACGGCAACAAGGCAAAGCUGGCAAUAUGGGACACGGCUGGACAGGAGCGCUUCAGGACCCUGACGCCCAGUUACUACCGAGGUGCCCAAGGAGUCAUCCUAGUGUACGACGUCACAAGACGAGAAACCUUCACCAAACUGGAGAACUGGCUCAACGAGCUGGAGACGUACUGCACAAGGAAUGACCUUGUGAAAAUGCUCGUUGGAAACAAAAUUGAUAAGGAAAACCACGAGCUAGACAGGGCAGAAGGGCUGAAGUUUGCAAGAAAACAUUCCAUGCUGUUUAUAGAGGCAAGCGCAAAGACCCGGGAUGGUGUCCAGUGUGCCUUUGAAGAGCUGGUGGAAAAGAUCAUCCAGAGUCCAGGGUUGUGGCAGAGCGAGAGUCACGGCAGGGGAGUGCAGCUCACCGACGAAGACGCAGGAGGUGACUCCUGCGGUGGAUUCUGCUCACUGGUCUAGACAACAGACACGCACACACAGAACAAUUUUGCAGCAUACAGGUGUGAGUACCCCACACACGGCUUCCAUCCUCACUCGUCGUCUUGUCCUGAGCCAAGUACCCAGACUGCGGCCUGGACCGUCCACACAGACUUUACUGUUUGCACACCUUCCGGUAAAGCUGCGCUUCUAAUGCAAAAAGACGCUGCGCCUCGGUCCUGACAACGCGGGAGUGCGCUCGUCUGGCCUCCCGCCUGCUUUGGCGUUGGUGGAAGUGGCGAGACAAUGGGAGGAAUAGCAGUUUACACUCUGCAACACACUCGUAUCAAAAGGGAGACACCACGACAAGGUCAACCAAAGUGUGGAAGAAAAGACGAGUUAUAUUGACCGAGGGUAACUUUUUGUUGAAUCUUGCUUGAGCUGGCUUACCUGUGCGGAACGCUCGCUGUUUGGACAAAAGUAUUGGGACCGCCCUUCCUCCUAGACCACCUGGCUCCUCUUGGGUCAUCUGUGAGUACUGUUUGGAAUCAAGUAAAUGUUCAGUUCAGUUUAUUUUCAGUCUAACAAAAACAUAUUCAAACAUGGAUCAAGAUUCAAAAAUGAAUAACAUGACUGAAACAGGCCCAACAUAACAUUUUUUACAUUCAAUUAAGUUAUCCAUCCAUCCAUUUUCUACCGCUUAUUCCCUUUUGGGGUCGCGGGGGGCGCUGGCGCCUAUCUCAGCUACAAUCGGGCGGAAGGCGGUGUACACCCUGGACGAGUCGCCACCUCAUCGCAGGGCCAACACAGAUAGACAGACAACAUUCACACUCACAUUCACACACUAGGGCCAAUUUUAGUGUUGCCAAUCAACCUAUCCCCAGGUGCAUGUCUUUGGAAGUGGGAGGAAGCCGGAGUAAUACAUACAUUGAUGUAUUUUUCAAUAUUCAACAUCUAUCCAUCCGGGCUUCACGGUGGCAGAGGGGUUAGUGCGUCUGCCUCACAAUACGAAGGUCCUGCAGUCCUGGGUUCAAAUCCAGGCUCGGGAUCUUUCUGUGUGGAGUUUGCAUGUUCUCCCCGUGAAUGCGUGGGUUCCCUCCGGGUACUCCGGCUUCCUCCCACCUCCAAAGACAUGCACCUGGGGAUAGGUUGAUUGGCAACACUAAAUUGGCCCUAGUGUGUGAAUGUUGUCUGUCUAUUUGUGUUGGCCCUGCGAUGAGGUGGCGACUUGUCCAGGGUGGAUCCAUUCAUCCAUUUUCUACCGCUUAUGGAUGGAUCCAUCCAUCCAUCCAUUUUCUACCGCUUAUUCCCUUUCGGGGUCGCGGGGGGCGCUGGCGCCUAUCUCAGCUACAAUCGGGCGGAAGGCAGGGUACACUCUGGACAAGUCGCCACCUCAUCGCAGGGCCAACACAGAUAGACAGACAACAUUCACACUCACAUUCACACACUAGGGCCAAUUUAGUGAUGCCAAUCAACCUAUCCCCAGGUGCAUGUCUUUGGAAGUGGGAGGAAGCCGGAGUACCCGGAGGGAACCCACGCAUUCACGGGGAGAACAUGCAAACUCCACACAGAAAGAUGCCGAGCCUGGAUUUGAACCCAGGACUGCAGGACCUUCGUGUUGUGAGGCAGACGCACUAACCCCUCUGCCACCGUGAAGCCCUCAAUUAAGUUACCUUUUCUAUUAAUUUUGUAAUACAAAAAGAAAUAUAGUCAUUCAGCAUUUACAUUUAAGUUGCCCUUUAACAAAUAAUACAAAAAUAUGUACUUACACACAUGCGCUUUUUUGUAAAUAGAUAAACAUACAUCCAUCCAUCCAUCCAUCCAUUUCUACCGCUUAUUCCCUAUAAACAUACAUACCUUCUAAAUACAACAUUUAACCAAACAAACAUACAUUUCUAGUUCACAUAACUUUUUAAAAUACAUUGUGACACGUUCUUUUUGAAAUUAAAUACUGAGUCACUCAUUUUUAUUUCUUUACCAACAGAAUUCCACAAAUGAACACCGAGAACAGAUAAACGUCUACGUUUAACAACUAAUCUUGCUUUUGGUCAAAUAAACUUAGAUUCAUCUCUUAGAUUGUAUUUGCCGGUCUGUAGAGAGAAGUAUUUUUGAAUUCCUUCUGGAAGAGUAUUUAUUUUUGCUUUGAACAUUAUCUAUGUUAUUUUAUAAUGAACAUAAUCUUGAAAUUUCAUAAGUUUUGAUUUAACAAAUAAUGGAUGGGUGUGGUCAUAAUAUCCUGCUUUAUUAGCCGUACAGCAAAACAAUAUCAUUAAUUAUGGUUUUAAAAGUGGGUUCCCCAGAGUUCUACACAGUAUGUCAUGUAUGGAAUGUGUAAUUGUAUCCACGUGACUCACAAUACGAAGGUCCUGAGCAGUCCUGAGUUCAAUCCUGGGCUCGGGGUCUUUCUGUGUGGAGUUUGCAUGUUCUCCCCGUGACUGCGUGGGUUCCGUCCGGGUACCACCGCCAAAGACAUGCACCUGUGGAUAUGUUGAUUGGCAACACUAAAUGGUCCCUAGUGUGUGGAUGUUGUCUAUUUCUGUUGGCCCUGCGAUGACGUUGCGACUUGCUCAGGGUGUACCCCGCCUUCCACCCGAAUGCAGCUGAGAUUGAUUGAUUGAUUGAUACUUUUAUUAGUAGAUUGCACAGUUCAGUACAUAUUCCGUACAAUUGACCACUAAAUGGUAACACCCCAAUAAGUUUUUCAACUUGUUUAAGUCGGGGUCCACUUUAAUCAAUUCAUGGUAAAUAGGCUCCAACGACCCCAAAAGGGACAAGCGGUAGAAAAUGGAUGGAUGGAUAUUGUGUUGCAAAGGAACCAAACAAAAGGAAAAACUACCAUUGGUUCUCUUUCAAAUCCUUUGGCUUUUGGCUUCCAAACCCCUCCUAUGUCCGAUAUAUGUUUGUAAACAAUAUAGAUACCGCAUUUUUCGGACUAUAAGUCGCACCUGCUGAAAAUGCAUAAUAAAGAAGGAAAAAAACAUAUAAGGUAAGGUUUAUUCAGGUGUACUGGAGAGGAGGCUACGCCGGAUAGUCGAACUUCGGAUUCAGGAGGAACAGUGUGGUUUUCGUCCUGGUGGUGGAACUGUGGACCAGCUCUAUACUCUGGGCAGGGUUCUUGAGGGUGCAUGGGAGUUUGCCCGACCAGAUUUGGAGAAGGCAUUGGACCGUGUCCCUCGGGAAGUCCUGUGGGGAGUGCUCAGAGAGUAUGGGGUAUCGGACUGUCUUAUUGUGGCGGUCCGCUCCCUGUAUGAUCAGUGCCAGAGCUUGGUCCGCAUUGCCGGGAGUAAGUCGAACACGUUUCCAGUGAGGGUUGGACUCCGCCAAGGCUGUCCUUUGUCACCCAUUCUGUUCAUAACUUUUAUGGACAGAACUUCUAGGCGCAGUCAAGGCGUUGAGGGGUUCCGGUUUGGUGACCGCAGGAUUAGGUCUCUGCUUUUUGCAGAUGAUGUGGUCCUGAUGGCUUCAUCUGACCGGGAUCUUCAGCUCUCGCUGGAUCGGUUCGCAGCCGAGUGUGAAGCGACCGGAAUGAGAAUCAGCACCUCCAAGUCCGAGUCCAUGGUUCUCGCCCGGAAAAGGGUGGAAUGCCAUCUCCAGGUUGGGGAGGAGACCCUGCCCCAAGUGGAGGAGUUCAAGUACCUAGGAGUCUUGUUCACGAGUGAGGGAAGAGUGGAUCGUGAGACGGUGCGGCGUCUUCAGUAAUGCGGACGUUGUACCGAUCCGUUGUGGUGAAGAAGGAGCUGAGCCGGAAGGCAAAGCUCUCAAUUUACUGGUCGAUCUACGUUCCCAUCCUCACCUAUGGUCAUGAGCUUUGGGUCAUGACCGAAAGGAUAAGAUCACGGGUACAAGCGGCCGAAAUGAGUUUCCUCCGCCGUGUGGCGGGUCUCUCCCUUAGAGAUAGGGUGAGAAGCUCUGCCAUCCGGGAGGAACUCUAAGUAAAGCCGCUGCUCCUUCACAUCGAGAUGAGCCAGAUGAGGUGGUUCGGGCAUCUGGUCAGGAUGCCACCCGAACGCCUCCCUAGGGAGGUGUUUAGGGCACGUCCAACCGGUAGGAGGCCACGGGGAAGACCCAGGACACGUUGGGAAGACUAUGUCUCCCAACUGGCCUGGGAACGCCUCGGGAUCCCCCGGGAAGAGCUAGACGAAGUGGCUGGGGAGAGGGAAGUCUGGGUUUCCCUGCUUAGGUUGUUGCCCCCGCGACCCGACCUCGGAUAAGCGGAAGAAGAUGGAUGGAAAAACAUAUAUAAGUCGCAUUUUUUGUGGAAAUUUAUUUGAUAAAACCCAACCAAGAAUAGACAUUUGAAAGGCAAUUUAAAAUAAAGAAUAGUGAACAACAGGCUGAAUAACAACUGAGAAGGUGCCUGCUAUGUUAACCUAACAUAUUAUGGUAAGAGUCAUUCAAAUACUUAUAACAUAUAGAACAUGCUAUACCUUUACCAAACAAUCUCUCACUCCUAAUCCAUAAAUCCCAUGAAAUUUUAUACGUCUAGUCCAGGGGUAGGGAACCUAUGGCUCUAGAGCCAGAUGUGGCUCUUUUGAUGACUGCAUCCGGCUCGCAGACAAAUCUUAGCUGACAUUGCUUAACACGAUAAUUAUGAAUAAUUUCGCUGGUAAUCACAGUGCUAAAAAUAACGUGCAAAAUAUAAAACAUUCUCAUGCAUUUAAAUCCAUCCAUCCGUUUUCUACCGCACCUGUUCAAGAAGUCGCAUUAAUGGUAAGAAGUUAUUUAUGUCACGAUGGGGGGGUCGCAGCUUGCUGCAGGGUCGUUCCCCCAGGAAGGCAGACGGACUACUCGGGACAUGGCAUUUAGGUAAAAACAUGAUUUAAUUUAAACUAAAAAAAGAUACAAACAAAAAUAGUUCACAGUAGAGGCACAACUUGGGCUAAGGAACAAAGCUAACGCAUAAACAGACUAUGAACAUAAAUCAAACAAAACUUACUUGGCAUGGCAUGAAGCACGAAACUAUGGCAAGGCAUGAAACAAGUCAGCACAGAGCAAGAAAAGAUCACAUUGACGCCAGGGCGACUGCCUGGCAAAGACAAGCUUAAAUACUGCCUCUGAUUAGUGCUCGGGAAGCAGGUGAGCAGGCAUUUUGUCCACCAGAGACAGUUGGACAAAAUGAGUAACCAAGGAAACCGGACAAGGGAGUGGAAAAAAACAGGAACUUAGAGUCCAAAGGACAAACAGCACAUGGCCAAGCAAAAACAUGAUCAACAGACAUGACAUUUGAUUUAUUAUUGGUUAGCUUCAGAAUAACAAAGUUAUUAAAAAGAAUAAAAGACUUAUUAUAAUACUCUAAAAAUGUUGGUCUUACUUAAAAAUGUACACAUUUAGUUGUAUUCAGUGUUAAAAAAUAUGAUAUGGCUCUUACGGAAAUACUUUUUGAAAUAUUUGGCUUUCAUAGCCAAAAAGGUUCCCGACCCCUGGUCUAGUCUCUUACGCGAAUUAGCUAAAUGAUAUUAUUUGAUAUUUUACGGUAAUGUCUUAAUAAUUUCACACAUAAGUCGCUCCUGAGUAUAAGUCGCACCCCCGGGCAAACUAUGAAAAAAAAACUGCCACUUAUAGUCCGAAAAACACAGUUGCACUGCAGAAAUGUUAUUCAUAGAAUAUAAAAUGGAAAAUACAGCUACUUAUUAAUACUAUCCAUAUCUGGAUGGAUCUGCCCAGCCCUGCUGGACCUUGCGUCGUGCAUCCAGGUACAGCUGCUCUUUGGCACAGAACACAGAACUUGUCCAAACAAAAGCAUAUUGCAGGAUGUAAGGGCCUGAUUUGUGUCCCAAAACUUUUGUCCAUCACUUAUACCUAGGACAUGUUGCUGUAGGGAAGUUCUUCAAUGCCAAACCGUCCUGAAGUCCCUCCCAACACUUUGAACUAUUUUCUCGCAGUAUCAGGACUUAAACAAGUGUUUCGGAGGACAUUUGGCCACUUCUGUUGACUUCAAAGAACGUCAGUGUUUUGUUUUGGAAAAAACCCAAAAAGGAUCAGCGAAACACUUUUCCACCCAACAUCAAUGAAAAGGGGAAGGCGUUGAAUCCCCGUGGUGCUGGAAUGGAGUCAUUCACAGAGAUGGUAUCAGCGGUACCGCUCACAGCGCUGCGGUCUGUCACACUAAAGGGAAAGUCUUUUAAUAUUGCACAGGCUUGCUUUCCCCUAAAUUUGGAGAGUCAAGAAAGGCUGUGAUUUGCUAAUGGGUUUAGCAGUUCAGAACCUGGGAGAUGUCCAGUUAGUCUGCGCCUCUGAUCUGGUUGUUAAAACAACAUGAAUACUACAAUGUCCAAGGGAUCACUUGCAUGAGGAACUGUCCGUGCCAUUCUUUGCCUGGUCCGUCCACUUAAAGGCCUACUGAAAUUACAUUUUUUUAUUUAAACGCUGAUAUCAGCUCCAUUCUAUGUGUCAUACUUCAUCAUUUCGCGAUAUUGCCAUAUUUUUGCUGAAAGGAUUUAGUAGAGAACAUCGACGAUAAAGUUCGCAACUUUUGGUCGCUAAUAAAAAAGCCUUGCCUGGACCGGAAGUAGCAGACGAUGUGGGCGUGACGUCACGGGUUGUGGAGCUCCUCACAUCCGAACAUUGUUUACAAUCAUGGCCACCAGCAGCGAGAGCGAUUCGGACGGAGAAAGCGACGAUUUCCCCAUUAAUUUAAGCGAGGAUGAAAGAUUUGUGGAUGAGGAAAGUGAGAGUGAAGGACUAGAUGGCGGCAUAGCUCGGUUGGUAGAGUGGCCGUGCCAGCAACUUGAGGGUUGCAGGUUCGAUUCCCGCUUCCGCCAUCCUAGUCACUGCCGUUGUGUCCUUGGGCAAGACACUUUACCCACCUGCUCCCAGUGCCACCCACACUGGUUUAAAUGUAACUUAGAUAUUGGGUUUCACUAUGUAAAGCGCUUUGAGUCACUAGAGAAAAGCGCUAUAUAAAUACAAUUCACUUCACACUUCACUAGAAAGAAAGAAAAAAAGAACAUAAAUAAAUAAGGCAUAAAUAAGGCAGCGAAGGACUAAAAAGAAAGAAAAAAAGAACGUAAAUAAAUAAGACAUAAAUAAGGCAUAAAUAACAACUGAGAAAGUGCCUGCUAUGUUAACAUAACAUAUUAUGGUAAGAGUCAUUCAAAUAACUAAAACAUAUAGAACAUGUUAUACCUUUACCAAACUAUCUCUCACUGCUAAUCGCUAAAUCCCAUGAAUACUUAUAAAAAAAGACUAGACUGCAGUGGAAACGAUUCAGAUGUUAUUAGACACAUUUACUAGGAUAAUUCUGGAAAAUCCCAAUCUGUUUAUUGUGUUACUAGCGUUUUAGUGAGAUUAUAUGGUCGUACCUGUACAACCUGAAGGUCGGCCCCGCACCUUUCUUCAGCACCAGUCGACUGGUGGUGGCGAUGCCCAUCUCUGCCCUUCGCAAAUGGACCCUCUUCGAACCACGAUCUUUCGAAAUAAUCGCUUCAUAAUAAACUGUACUUUGUGUGUGUGGUCCAAUCCGACCGUGUUCGCUUGACAUCUCUGUUCCAUAGUAAAAAGCUUGACUGUCAUCUUUUGGGAAUGUAAACAAUGAAACACCGGCUGUGUUUGUGUUGCUAAAGGCGGCCGCAAUACACCGCUUCCCACCUACAGCUUUCUUCUUUGACGUCUCCAUUAUUCAUUGAACGAAUUGCAAAUUCAGCAAUACAGAUGUUCAUAAUACUGUGGAAUUAUGCGAUGAAAAUGGAUGUGUUAUAGCUGGGAACGGUGCUGGAACAACAAUGCGUGACGUUUUAGCAUGAUACUUCCGCGCAAAAUUAAAAAUUGCAAUUUAGUAAAGUAAAGCGGCCGUAUUGGCAUGUGUUGCAAUGUUAAUAUUUCAUCAUUGAUAUAUAAACUAUCAGACUGCGUGGUCGCUAGUAGUGGCUUUCAGUAGGCCUUUAACUUUAGCUGAAAGUAAAAGAGCAUUCUGGUUUUAGCUUUUAACUCAAAAUUGUUUUUUUUUGUCUGUUCAGAGAUAUGAGCCAUUAAUAUUUGUGUACAUUUGGUGUAUUUUAGGAAUUAGACGGAAUCCUUGAGAUGUAAAACUGAAUGUAAACAUACAAACUGCCCUAUGUAUUAAAAUUGUCUUUUUCUCCCCCCCCCCCCUACAGUCCUGCAAACGUCAGGCUUGGUUGAUGCAAUAAAGUAUGAAAAGGAA
Nerophis ophidion (straightnose pipefish) is the source of this 8864-nucleotide messenger RNA. It is a transcript of the gene rab18a, whose product is annotated as RAB18A, member RAS oncogene family. The record is from RefSeq and is a predicted model, not a curated record. Gene Ontology annotation, molecular function: GTPase activity; GTP binding. NCBI's taxonomy places the organism in Eukaryota, Metazoa, Chordata, Actinopteri, Syngnathiformes, Syngnathidae. The transcript has 7 exons. The coding region runs from base 152 to 766 and encodes 204 amino acids.